This is a messenger RNA of Salvelinus namaycush (lake trout), 555 nucleotides long. RefSeq names its product transcription factor 15 (gene tcf15). Gene Ontology annotation, biological process: regulation of transcription by RNA polymerase II; developmental process. The record is from RefSeq and is a predicted model, not a curated record. The transcript is spliced from 2 exons. Gene Ontology annotation, molecular function: protein dimerization activity; RNA polymerase II transcription regulatory region sequence-specific DNA binding; DNA-binding transcription factor activity, RNA polymerase II-specific. Lineage: Eukaryota; Metazoa; Chordata; Actinopteri; Salmoniformes; Salmonidae. Bases 1 to 555 code for a protein of 184 amino acids.
AUGAUGACCUUUGCCAUGCUGCGGCCAAUUGCGACUCAUCUGAUCAGCUACCCGGACCUGAGUAUGAUGUCCGAGGACGAGGAGAACCGCAGCGAGAGCGACGGCAGCUCGGAUCAGAGCUAUGGAUGCUGCGCAUCCGCGGACAAACGGCGGAGGAUUUCUCUAAAGUCGGGAGGCAGCAGUGUUGUCAUUGUGAAACAGCGGAACGCAGCCAAUGCCAGGGAGCGCGACCGAACCCAAAGUGUCAACACUGCAUUUACUGCACUUCGGACUCUAAUACCCACUGAGCCAGUGGACAGAAAGCUCUCCAAGAUUGAGACGCUUCGCCUAGCAUCAAGCUACAUCUCCCACCUCGCCAACACCCUGCUGCUCCGUGACGGGAAUGGAGAUGGACAACCUUGUCUUGGCGCGGUUUACGCGCAAGGAGAGAGCGGAGGAAAGCAGCCUCGCACCAUCUGUACCUUCUGUUUGAGCAACCAAAGAAAAGGGAUAAAGGAUGGCAAAGACUGUCUGAAGAUGCGAGGCGUUGAUUCUCUGAGGGUGAACCGCAGAUAG